This is a messenger RNA of Oncorhynchus masou masou (cherry salmon), 3608 nucleotides long. RefSeq names its product GRB2-associated-binding protein 3-like. Gene Ontology annotation, molecular function: signaling adaptor activity. Gene Ontology annotation, biological process: signal transduction. The coding region runs from base 381 to 2033 and encodes 550 amino acids. Gene Ontology annotation, cellular component: cytoplasm. The transcript has 10 exons. NCBI's taxonomy places the organism in Eukaryota, Metazoa, Chordata, Actinopteri, Salmoniformes, Salmonidae. The record is from RefSeq and is a predicted model, not a curated record.
UGUUGUGCAAAACAUGAGAAGUGCUGUCACUGCCAAGCAAUACAAAAUGACCCGACAGGCAGAAAUGACCAGGCUUUAUGAUGGCUGUUUGCACUUCCAAUCUCCAGAGGAGAGAGGACUAGGGCUUUUCUGAAAACUAGCACAGAGAAAGGGGGACAGUGGUAAUUCACUGGAGGGAGAGUCACUUAAGAGACACUAUUUGGUGGAAAAUAGUUCAAGGGCUUUGUGGAGGACACAGACAAACAGGAAGGACAUGGUUUUCCAUUGCAAGAACCAGACUAACCAUACACAAUAGCCAUGUGUGUGGGCAUGCGUUGGACAUCACUCCUUACCAGGGUUGGGCAUGGAGGAGACGAUGGUUUGUUCUUCGAAGAGGACGUAUGAGUGGGAAUCCAGAUGUGUUGGAGUACUACCGAAACACAACCUCAAAGAAGCCCAUCCGCACCAUCGACCUGAGAGAGUGUGAGGUUCAGAUGCAGACGGAGCAACGCCUGGUCAAGAGGGAGUUCCAGAACCAGCACCUCUUCGUUAUCAAGACGUCGUCUCGCAUUUUCUACCUGGUGGCCAAGACUGAGGAGGAGAUGAACAGUUGGGUCAGCCAGAUCAGGGAAAUCUGUCACUUUGGACCUCUGAGUCUGGAUGAUGGGACAGAAUCUGAGGAAGUUUUCUCUCACACCCCAAACCCCCAGCAGGUUUCACCAGCUCUCUCCCGAAGUAUGUCAUUCAUUUCCAACCAUGACUUUGUGGCCAAUGGCAACAGCAGAGUGGAGAUGCAGAGCCAGAUGGAACCCAACUAUCCACUGGAUUACCUAUUCCUCUCACAGUGUGAGACAGGGAGGUUCAGCCUCUCUAGAUGCGACAGCUUUUCAAAUUCGGAGAGAUCUCUGGAACAAAAUUCAUCAGACACUACUACUGAAGAUGUCUUCUCUUCACCCCUCGGCACUGAUCCUUCUCCAUCUCCCUUUCCCCAUACUGGCCCAUUUCCAUCCCACUUCCCUCACACUGGACCAUCUCAGUCUCCCUUUCCCCACAUUAGGACGCAUGACCCCCCUUUCAGCGCACCAUGUGGCCCCACGUCAACCUCAUCCUCUCCUCGAACACUCCAUCGUACACCAGAUGUCUUCCAGUUUGACAAGCCAUACUCUUCUGCCAUAUUGGAGGCAACUAGUGAUGGACUAACGCCCCCUCCUCUACCCCCCAAGCCUGUCCACCUCUCAGAGCACCUCAGAGAUGACUGCUCCCACGGGCCUCUGGCAGGAAUUAGGCAGCAGCUCACAGGCCAACCUGCACUCAUCCCCCGUAGGAUCUCUCUGUCAGGCCUGCCAGACCACUUCAGAAGAGGAGACAUUGAGGGGAGUGCAUUGAGGAGCAGGAACAAAAGGCUUAGUCUCAAUUUGCCACAUUUCAUUGCCACUCAAAGUCCAAACUGCCAUGAGGACUCUUACGUGUCCAUGGCCUCUCCGCGUGUCUGUGUUGGUGAAGAUGUAUCGGACGGCUACAUCCCUAUGAGCCCCACUCCAAUUAGCUUCCUCAAGGCUAAUUGCAAAACAGAGGCCCCUCUCGCUCCCACCCCCCUUCCCAUUGCAGAUCUACCUGGGGAUCUAGAACCACCUCCAAUCAACAGGGAUCUCAAACCACGCAGGAGAGCACGGCCUCCACCACUGGACCUGAGGGGUCUGUCCACUAUCAGAGAAUGUCCGACUCAUAUGCCUUUGAUCAGAACCAUGACAGAGCCAGGAAAUUCACUGCAAGGAAAACUGGGAAUUAAAGGAGACCAAGAAGCCAGCAUUCCAGUAGAGUCAAGGCAACAGUUCUCCACUACAAACGAGGGCGCCUCCCAGCCGUGGCUUAGGAGAUCAAACCUUGACUACCUUUCACUGGAUUUCAAUUCCGCAUCCCCAUCUCCUGUGCAAAAGAAGCCCUUACUUACUGAUGAACACAGGGUGGACUAUGUGCAGGUGGAUGAGAAAAAGACUCAGGCCCUGCAGAACACUAAGAUGGAAUGGAAGGAUGUCCGGCAGUCUAAAGUGUAAAGUGUAAAUCAGACGGAGAAAAAGUAAGAUGGGAUAAAACUUUCCAUUUCACAGAACAAGUGGAGCAAAUGCAACAUCACAUUAAAUAUAUGUCAUAACAGAUGGUAGCUUAUCUCAAAGAGAGCAAUUCUUCUUUCAUGUACAAAAUAAAAGCACUUUGAAAUUUAUCAGAUAUAAACAUCUAUGAGAGAAGAAAGUAGACGGUGGUGUCAAAAAAGGUUUAAAUUACUGGUUUGUAGUUUGGGGUAUCAACAUUCACUGUACAAAUAUCACAUCAAAGUUACACUGUGAAUGUCACCUUACCAUGCACUGUGUCACAAUGCUGUUUUUGUAUCAAAUGCUAUGCAAUGAAAAGGACAUUGCUCAUUGCUCAUUAUUUUGCUGAAACAGAUUGUAUGGAUUCUUAAUACACAGGAAUUCAGGGAUUAUGUUUUUAUAUGAACAAUGGUCUGAGUUUGAGAUCAUCUUAAACCAAAUGAACACGUGUCUAAGUGUUAGCCAUGGAAUCCUAAAGACAAACAUGCAUUAAUGCUUCUGCCCAGCAUAUUGCAUUUGUUGUUGUUUUUUAAGUUAUGAUGCCUUCGAUUGGCAGCCAGCAGGAAUAGAGCCAUGCAAUCUGUAGUCAUGCACAUAGGGAGUGAAUGGAGUAGUAUCUAUCAUUCAGAGAACUCAUACAGUAUCAACAGGAUGAAAAUCUCAGACCUGAUACUGUGUAGGCCUAACAGUACUGUGUUGUUACUGUUUAGCAGAAGGCAGAUUUUUGCAUGCGUGUAACAUACAUCCUUUGUCCCGACCUUGUCCACAUUCUUAUAGUGCCCACAUUUUCAGACAGGUGUAGAUGAUUGAAAGACGCAUUGUGAUCUGAUCGUCUUGACCACUUCUGGAGAUAGUCAAGGACCCACUGUGUCUGGAUAUGUUACAAAUGCAGACGGAUCUGGACAGUGAAAUCAUCAUUAUCCCAUCGUCUAAAACCAUUGACUUAUGGAAUUCAUUUUUUAAAUGUAUUUUACCUAGUAAGUUAACUGAGAACACAAAUAAUUUGUCAAAUAAUGUGCAUACAGGGAGGGACAAGGAAAUCUGGUCACAAUGUGGACACAGUGAAAGGAUAUGAGACAUUUUAAUUCCAUGUGUAGACAUAUUUCAGAACAUGUGGGCACAAUAAGAAUGUGGACAAGAUCAGGACAAAGGACGUAUCUUAGCGCCAGGUAUAAAUAAAGCCAGAUGGUACCGAUGACUCAAACCACAAUCUCCACACCAUCUUGAUAGGUCAAUCUACAGCAGAAAGCACAAAUCACUCAGUGUGCCUAUCCGAAACUUGGUGAGGGUGAAUAACUACCUUACAAUGAACGAUCGGCACACAAAUGUUGGGAAAGCCGCAGUCUUAACUAGAUGUUUCUACAGAUGGAAUUGAACCCAUUAUUUUAGCAUAAGCGGUACCAGCUUCAUGUUGUGUUUUGUUUUAAUGUAUGUUUUAACGUGUCCAUGUAAUGUAUGCUUUAACAUGUCCAUGUAAUGUAUGCAAAGAUGCACAUCUAAGAAUGUUUUCAUGCUUUAAUAAAUCACUUUUACCUGAAA